Messenger RNA from Coturnix japonica (Japanese quail), 1314 nucleotides. The record is from RefSeq and is a predicted model, not a curated record. Lineage: Eukaryota; Metazoa; Chordata; Aves; Galliformes; Phasianidae.
AUGGGGAAUUACUGCGGGGCACUGGGGGCUGUGGGGAGAAGCGGGGGGGGCUCGUGGGGCCGGUGGCCUUGGAGGAGGCCAGGUACCAGCAGCACCCUGCCCCAGGCCCGGAAUGAGCCCGACGUGUACGAGACCAGCGACCUCCCCGAGGACGACCAGGCCGAGUUCGAGGCGGAGCUGGAGGAGCUCACCAGCACCAGCGUGGAGCACCUCAUCAUCAACCCCAACGCCGCCUUCGAGAAGUUCAAGGACAAACGCCUGGGCACCGAUGGUGUGGAUUUCUCCGACCGCAUCAGCAAGAGCAGAACGACCGGCUACGAGUCCGGGGAGUACGAAAUACUGGGAGAGGGGUUGGGUGCCAAAGAGACCCCCCAGCAGCGGUACCAGCGGCUGCAGCACGAGGUGCAGGAGCUGAUGCGUGACGUGGAGCAGAUCCAGAGCGCCAUGAAGGAGUCGGCGGCCGAGGAGGAGCUGACACCGAUGGCUUUGGCCCGGCAGCUGGAGGGGCUGAAGCAGCAGCUGGUUUCGUGCCACCUGCAGAAGCUGUUGGGCCCCAGCGCCACCAUCGACUUUGCAGACCCCGAAGGUGCCUUGGCAAAGCGCCUGCAGCAGCAGCUGGAAGUGGCCAAGUGCAAGAAGGCAGCGCCGGCAAAGAGCCCCCCCAAAGCCCCCGCGCCCCCCACCGACACACUGACCUUCGAGCUGUUCUGGAGGCCGGAGCAGGACCAGUUCUCCCAGGCUGCCAAGGUCGCGGAGCUGGAGAAGCGCCUGGCGCAGCUGGAGGCCAUGGUGCGCUGCGAGCCCGACAGCCAGAACCCUCUGCUGGUUGGGCUGAAGGGCACCAGCCUUGUGGAGACCGUGCAGAUCCUGCAGGCCAAGGUGAACAUCCUGGACGCGGCUGUGCUGGACCAAGUGGAGGCCCGGCUGCAGAGUGUCCUGGGGAAGGUGAAUGAGAUCGCCAAGCACAAAGCAAUCGUGCAGGAUGCUGACACACAGAGCAAGAUCCAUCAGGUCUAUGAGAUGAUGCAGCGCUGGGACCACAUGGCCAGCAGUCUGCCCGACGUGGUGCAGCGGCUGCUGACCCUCCGGGACCUACACGAACAGGCCUCACGGUUCGUGCAGGUGCUGGUGCACCUUGACACCACGCAGCAGGAGGUGGCUGCCACUCUGAAGGACAACACUGUGCUGCUGGCAGAGGUCCAGAAGACGAUGAAGGAGAACCUGGCUGUCGUAGAGGACAACUUUGCUGAAGUGGAGGCUCGCAUCAAGCGGCUGCAGAAAUGAGAGCAGCUCUGCACCCAGCCACGAGGGCCC